Messenger RNA from Siniperca chuatsi (mandarin fish), 3598 nucleotides. RefSeq names its product transmembrane protein 87B (gene tmem87b). The transcript has 19 exons. The record is from RefSeq and is a predicted model, not a curated record. Gene Ontology annotation, cellular component: membrane; Golgi apparatus. NCBI's taxonomy places the organism in Eukaryota, Metazoa, Chordata, Actinopteri, Centrarchiformes, Sinipercidae. Bases 59 to 1774 code for a protein of 571 amino acids. Gene Ontology annotation, biological process: retrograde transport, endosome to Golgi.
CUCCAGCUGUUGCGUUCACGGCGCCUCCUUCAGGGGAGUGUUCAAGCCCACAACGAACAUGGCUGCUGCAGUCAGGAUGAGGACGUGGAGCUGUCCGACCAGUGGAGUUUUCUAUCCAUGGGCAGUCCUUUUUGUAAUUUUGCUCAGUACCAUACAUGUGGUUGUUGCAGCACCAGAGACAGGGCUUUGGAAAAUCACAGUUGUAAAUACCUCAAGACCACUGCUGUUAAGGAAAUCCAUGUACAAAGACACUGACAUUGAAUUGAAAGUUGUGUCUUUUGGCUGCCCUGAGGAGGUGACCUUCACUGUUCACUGGUAUUUAAAAUACUACCCCUGUCACAAUGAAUUCAACAAUAUUGAAGAAAUGUAUGAGAGAACACCUCUGAGUCGUGGGGAGAGCCUGGAUCCGAAUCCCCUCGGACAAGGAGAGUACAUCGAACACAAACACAGUCCUAUAACAUGUAACAGUGGACUGCGCUCCUUUCCAAUGCUCAAAAAAGCCAAGGCAUAUCCACAUCCAGUCAGUCCACCUGUUGAGGGUGAAGUGCCAGAUGAAAAUUACACCAAAUUGAUUACUGAGGAGUACGACAGCAGCAGCACCGUGAAGAACAGCAGUGUGAAUAUCAAAGACAACGUCAUAGCCACCACUUGGAAGGACGGGCCUUACCUGCUGGUUGUUAAGAUUGUGUCCAGUAAACAGGAUGCCAACUGGAAUUUAACAGUUUAUGUGGUGAUGAAAGGCAGCCAUGGCUACAUUUCUAUCACAGAAUGGCCUCUCAUGAUUUUCUACAUGGUGAUGUGCAUAGUGUACAUCCUGUACGCCCUACUGUGGUUUAUCUGGGCCGCAUGCUACUGGAAGGAUCUGCUGCGGAUCCAGUUCUGGAUAGCAGGGGUCAUAUUUCUUGGGAUGGUGGAGAAGGCUGUCUUCUGUGCCGAAUAUGAAAACACCAACGCUGUCGGCUCUGCUUCCCCAGGCUUGUUGAUCUUUGCUGAGCUGGUCUCUGCCCUGAAGAGGACUUUGGCUCGAUUGCUUGUCAUCAUCGUCAGCCUUGGCUAUGGCAUUGUAAAGCCUCGACUGGGGAUAGUAAUGCACAGAGUUGUGGGGCUCGGCAUCCUCUACUUUGCCUUUGCUAGCAUUGAAGGUGUCCUGAGGAUUACUGGGGGUCGAGACAAUGGCCCUGUUCUCAUUACAGAAAUUGUUCUGGCUGUUUUUGACUCCUGCGCCAUCUGGUUCAUCUUUGUCAGCCUGGCACAAACCAUCAAAACUCUGAAGCUGAGGAGAAACCCUGUCAAGUUGUCUCUCUACAGGCACUUUACAAACACGCUAAUAUUUGCGGUCAUUGCUUCCAUCAUUUUCAUGGGUUGGAUAGCAAAAAAAUUUCGGCUAGCAGAUUGCCAGUCUGAUUGGAUUGAGCUGUGGGUGGAAGAUGCUUUUUGGAGGUUCUUGUUCUCCGCCAUUCUAUUCGUCAUAAUGUUUCUAUGGAGACCAUCUGCAAACAACCAAAGGUAUGCUUUUACACCUCUCAUUGACGACUCUGACGAUGAGGAGAUUGAGUUCAUCGCCUCUACAAACUUUGCUGAUGGCAUAAAGUUGAGAGCAUCUAAAAGUGAGACGAAUGGCACAGUGAAGCCUGCAGAAACAAACCCAGAUGAAGACUUGAAGUGGGUGGAGGAUAACAUUCCUAGCUCUCUUACUGAUGUCGCUCUACCAGUCCUGCUCGACUCAGAUGAGGAAAUCAUGACAACGAGAUAUGAGAUGUCAAAGCUGGAGUGAGGCAAAACAUUUUCAGCCGUCGGUGGACAUGGAGGGAGAGCAUAGCAGCUGUCCCUGACUCUACAGCAGGGUUUUGUCCAAGAUUUCUAGUCGAGUGGUGGCGGAGUGCCAUUUAGUUUUUAUGGGGAUCUUCCCGUACGGCUGCUACUUAGCAGGUUGGAGCAGGCCACAGUUUAGGGGGACCUCUGCUCAUUUCCUCAUCUUCUCAAGAGCAAAGGACUCUACCAGAGAAAAACUGUCUUUUCACUGACCAACUGGUCCACUAUUUCCCUGAUAUGAUAAUUUUUGAGCCUUUCUUUCCAAAGAGAAUGUUUCAUCUUGUUAAGUGCAGUAUUUAUUUCUGUUAUGUUCAUGUGAAUUUAUUUUACCAGAGAAUUAAGAACAGUGGGCCUCAUGCAUGAACAUACUCUCAAAUAUGUUAAGUGUCUGUGAGGGUAUCCAAAUAUUAUUGGUUGGUUGUAAUGAAAUAAGAUGCUUCUUUAUGAUGGGGGGGAGAAAAAAAAAUAAUAAUAAGCCCUUUUUUUCUUAGUUAUUAACACCAAGAUUGAUUUAUCUAAGCUAUAUUUGCAACCAGAAGAGAUACAGAAUUUGACUUAAAUGUGUUUAUUGAUUAAUUAUAUACAGGACCUUUCUUUAUAUAUAAAUAUAUAAUUGUGAAGUUCGCAAAAGUUAUGAAAUUUAUGAAAUUCUAUCAGCUGUAUGUAUUUUUGAUGGGACUGAGUGUCUGAAACACUUUUGUGUUACCAGCGUUCAAAUCUGAGACUAGAAAACUGAAAAUUCAGAUGCUGAUUUUGAAUAGAACAUUUGCUCUUAUGCACUAUGCAGAUGUGCCUACAUGUAGUUCUUGUAUGAGGCCUAAUCUGUUCAGGUAAUUGAGAACAAUGUAUGAAAGUGUUGUUCAUGUCUCAGAUUGAAACUUCCCGUUGUCCUCAAUAUUGGUCUGUGAAUGAGUGUGAGAGGGACAAAGCACAAACAGGUGAUUUGUACAAUUUGAAUUUAAACGUUGUUAAACAGUUCAGUAGUGUAGAAUUGGGGUUUGCAGUCAUGUUUUGAAUCUACUGUAUGUGUGUGGGAGGGCAGGUUUUGUGUCUUCUGAAAUAAGGAGCAAUAUGCUGUAUGUAUGUUAAUAUGGAGUUAAAUAAUUUCAUUAUUUAUUUGUGUUUCAAGUGUACUUAUAAGUUAAAGUGUUUGUCCACCCAUCUUUACUCUUCAGUGUGUUUACAGUGUGUGCUUCCAUUAUUUUUAAUGCAUUCUUAUUAGUUUUCUUUAUUUGCUGAUUAAAAUCUGUCAGUUGGAUUUCACAGGCACCUUAAUAACAUUCACGUUCUUUCACAUAAGUCUUAAUAUGUUUAUUUUUUAUAAUUGUUUUUGAAAAUGGCUGGCCUGGUGUUUUUGUCAGUAUAGUUUUGGAGUUGGAACACUGUCGUUCUCAGCACAAGCUGAUCACUUGUCACUGUUCCCUUUUUUUUUUUUUUGGGUUGGAAACCUGGACUAAUUGUGCUUAUGAUGGCAAGCUGUCCUUCUGUUACAUAAAUCUGCAGACACCUGCAGUGGACCUCGAUUAUUUGUACAGAUGGGUUUCGGCUGAUUCCUGUUAUUUCAUAAUUCCACAGGUGUCUGGACAAUAUGACUUGCCUUUUUUUUUUUUUUUUUUGGUUACCAUGAAGAACUGGGCUUGAACUUUUUAUAUCGGCACUUUUCUUCUCUCUUCCUUCUCAGGAAGUGUGUACACUCAGAUUAAAUAUUAAUCAAAUACAGGAGAAUGUUUGUUUCCUGAUCUAUGAUUUUCAGCAUUGAUUUGUCAAUAAAAAAUACAUUAUUUUA